Messenger RNA from Penicillium cosmopolitanum, 1788 nucleotides. Its product is annotated as fungal specific transcription factor domain-containing protein. The transcript has a single exon. The record is from RefSeq and is a predicted model, not a curated record. Gene Ontology annotation, molecular function: zinc ion binding; DNA-binding transcription factor activity, RNA polymerase II-specific; sequence-specific DNA binding. Gene Ontology annotation, biological process: DNA-templated transcription; positive regulation of transcription by RNA polymerase II. NCBI's taxonomy places the organism in Eukaryota, Fungi, Ascomycota, Eurotiomycetes, Eurotiales, Aspergillaceae. Bases 1 to 1788 code for a protein of 595 amino acids.
AUGCGAUUCCUGCGGAUUCAACUUGCUACUGCAGAGCAACGAGCCAAUGAAUUGACUCUAAAGUGUCAGCAACUCGAAAGGCAGAUUUCGGAGGCAUUCAACUCUACCCAGCCCGCCCAAAAUACUCAUUCCGCGGUUCUGACUCCUGGACGUUCCUCAGUGGCCCAGACCAGCGCAGAAACUUCAUCCCAUUCUGAACCGCUGAGUGGGAACCCAGACCACCAGUUCGCCAGUCGCAUUCUGAGACCAACGUUCACUUUGAGGCGAAACAGCAGAGGAAUUAACUGUAGUGCUAUGAGCAGCGCUUGGGAGUUAUGGGGAGACGAUACAGAUAUUCGAGAGUUUGAGACCAACGGAACGGACCUCAAUCACGACGCUUAUCUCAACCUGGCCCACGAAUUCUUCGCCAGGCGAUGGCCAUAUUUACCUGUGCUACACAAACAGACCUUUUUCAACGAACAUAUGACCGCUUUCUUGACAAAUUCAGGCACAGGUACGCUCUCAAAUUUCGUGGUGAAUAUUGUUUGUGCCAUCGCCUCGGCGGAGAAAGCCUCUCAGCAGAACGGCGAGAAAGAUCAUAGAGUCUUUUUUAGAGAUGCAGUCAAGGAUCUGCACCUGGUAAUGAGCUCUGAAAACUUUGAAUGCGUUCAAUGUCUUCUCCUUCUAUGCAUGUAUGGCCACAACGAGCCUCAGUCUGUCAACAUGUGGUACACAACCGGACUUGCUCUAAACCUUGCCAUUGGUCUCGAUUUACAUCGCAAAGAAAGCGUAUACGGGCAAGAUACAAAAAGCGCAGAGUUAUACAAGCGUGUCUUCUGGUGCGCCUACGUGAUGAACUGCAGCAUGGCAAUCAACAUGGGUCGACCGCUUGGAAUACAGGGAUCAGAUAUUAGCAUGCCCUUGCCUCUACAGCUUACGGAUACUCAGCUCGAGGAAUCUAUCCAUACACCCAUCGUUGAAGAGACCUUGAUACCCCAAGUCAAUGAUACUUCAACAUUUAUACAUAUCAUCAAGUUGCGUCGUAUGAAUGCGGAUGUGUACGCAACAUUCCAUUCAAUUGGAUCCGGGUCAACCGAGGCCUCUGAACUGGAUCGAUCUCGCAGCGAAUAUUUUGUGAAGCUAAAUCAGUGGCUGAUUACUGCCCCUCGGUAUAUGCAGACUUUGUCUACUUUUCAGUCAACUGAAUGGUUUCAGAUCGCAUUUCAUCAUGCUGUUUUAGCACUUUAUCGCCCAUCACGCGCGAUUCCGAUGCCUUCUCCAGAAAAUUUAGGAAUCUGUACCGAGUCAGCUAUUGGCCUCAUUAGCUCAUACAGUGCCUUGUAUGCGCGCAACCGCAUCAAGUAUACUUUUGUCGCAAUACACUCGCUUUUCAUGGCAGCAGUGACGAUGCUUUACUCCUUGCGAGCAUUUGCGCCCCUGCGAAGAGAACUGACAAAACCUGUUAUCCAGACUAAUAUCUUCACAUUUCUGACACUUUUCCGUGGAAUAUGCAACGGGCGCGCCGUGGGUGAGAAAUGCUGUGGUAUUGUUGAAAGACUUGGCCAUUCCAUAUUGUCACUAUUCGAGAAUGAAGAUCAAGCCGAGUCGAGAAUUGACUCGGAAUUUCAGACUUGGUUUGGUCUUCAAACGCACACAUUUCCCUCCGACGAGAGCGAAUCAACUUUGGGAUUUCAUGCCCAAAAUCCAUCACCGCAAUUUCCUGAUGUUCAAGUUGAUCUACCGUGGACUGAUUUGUUUACACAAGGGAUAGACAUGGGCACUGCAGAUGUGUGGAGCGUUUUAUUUUGA